This is a messenger RNA of Striga asiatica, 1703 nucleotides long. NCBI's taxonomy places the organism in Eukaryota, Viridiplantae, Streptophyta, Magnoliopsida, Lamiales, Orobanchaceae. The record is from the annotation of a GenBank genome assembly.
AUGUCAUACUCAUAUGGGACCAAUUUCCUCGUGCGUGUGGCAUCUCCAUUUUUAGAUUUCAGUUAUUUACAGUAGUUCGCAAUAUCCUAUUUCGAUAGAGAAGGAAAACGCAAGAACGAUGCUGAUAACUGCUGGUUAUCCAUCUUCCUCUGCUUCUAGGGUUUGCUUCUUGAGACAUAGCUAUUCCAAUUUUGGUAUCAUAGUUCGUCGCAGACGAGCAAUCGGUCGCAGAAGCUGUAGAGCUACUCUCAUAACGAAUUCCGAUUUGUUCGAGGUUGGGAGACUAAUUGGCAGCUAUGGAUUCAUGAACAUUACUAGUUAUUCGGGGUUGCAGUCGAGGAUGGGCAUGGAAAUUUCGCCGGAGGACGUGGGGAGAUUGAGGUCUCAGGAUGUUGGAGAAGGAAGUGUGAAAAUCAGACUUUAUGAAGGGAGAAUAGCUCAGGGUCCACUUAGAGGUACCCCUGUUGUUUUUAAGGUGUAUCCUGGAAAACAAGUAGGCGGGUUUGAAGCCGACUUGAUGGCUGCAAAUGAACUUGAUGCCCAUGCUUCCCUUCAAACCAAUUCAGAAAGUAUACUCUGCAAGAAUAUUCAAAUACUUCUUGGAGGAUUUGAGACAAAAAUGGGUGAGCAGUGGCUUGCUUUUCGUUAUGAUGGAAAGUACACUGUUGCCGACUAUGCGAAGGUUGCUAGUGAGAAGAUGUCUAAUCUUGGAGGACAGAGACUCUGGAAUCCUUUUGAGAAGGAUGAAACUAUAAAGAGGAGAAGGUAUUACGUUACUAAACUGCUUCAGGGAGUUAUUAGAGGCCUGGGUUACAUGCAUGACUGUGACAGAUUGCACCAGAGUCUUGGACCUUCUUCCGUUGUUCUCAAUACAAUUGUAGAAAAAGAUGCUACUUAUCUUGUCCCGAAGUUACGAGAUCUUUCCUUUUCAGUUGAUAUAAGGUACACUGAGCUAGAAGGUGGGUCAAAGACACUGUUCGAAGGACUCUGGCAAAGGGCAUCUGCUGCUGGUGCUUUCACUCCAGUAGACAAACGAGCCUUCGGAGUAGCAGAUGACAUAUAUGAAGCUGGUCUUCUGCUGGCAUACGUAGUUUUCGUCCCAUUUUGUGAAGGAGGAGUCAUGGACAGUCUUUCAUUGCGAAGGCUUCUUGAGAACACAUUCCAACUUGAUGUCCAAGCCAUGAGAGAAUAUUGUUUGGCAGAUGACCGUCUUAUCGAAGCAGUUACUUUUUUAGACCUUGGUAAUGGUGCUGGUUGGGAGUUACUCCAGGCAAUGCUAAACCGUGAUUUUCGAAAGAGGCCAAUUGCAGAGGCUGUGUUGAACCAUAGAUUCAUGGCUGGGGCCUUCUUUUAACUUGUGGGUUAUUGCUACCCAGCAAGUUUAUUUGUGUACUCGUCUUUAAGGCUGUGUUUUGGCAACUCAUUGAGCUUUAUACAUUAUUCAUCCAAUCUUGAUGUUUUGGUGUGAAAAAUGGGGCUCAGGUUAGGGGUUUCGAGUCGGCUUGUAAUCUAAUUAUCCCUCCAACGUGUAAAUUUUAUCGUGGACCAUUAUAAGUUUAGAUGGCAGUAAAAACGAUGACCUUUCAGAUCGAGAUGCCCUACCAUUGAAUUAUACAGUAACAUAGAUUUAUAAUUGAAAUUAAACUAGUGCGUAGCCUAGUGCGAUGCACGGGUAAACAAUAUGACUUUCAUAGCAUGUAAAA